UCCAGAUCAAAAUGGCGAACCGAACAGUAAAAGAUGCUCACUCAAUUAAGGGGACAAAUCCCCAAUAUUUGAUUGAGAAAAUAACUCGAACGCGUAUAUACGAGUGCAGAUAUUGGAAAGAAGAAUGUUUCGCCUUGACCGCGGAGUUACUGGUAGACAAAGCAAUGGGCUUGAAGUACAUUGGUGGGGUGUAUGGAGGAAACAUCAAGCCUGCACCAUUCCUCUGCCUUCUACUGAAGAUGCUGCAAAUCCAACCAGAGAAAGACAUAAUCGUAGAAUUCAUCAGAAAUGAAGACUUUAAGUAUGUCCGAGCCCUCGGUUCCCUGUACAUGCGACUGACAGGCACAUCCAUUGACUGCUACAAGUAUCUGGAGCCACUCUACCUGGACUACAGAAAACUCAAGAGGCAGAAGAAUGAUGGAUCAUUUGAGCUGUUACACAUGGAUGAGUUUAUUGAUGAGCUUAUCAGAGAAGAAAGAGUCUGCGACAUCAUCCUUCCUCGCAUACAGAAACGUAAUGUGUUGGAGGAAAGUAACCUAUUAGAUACUCGUGUCAGCGCCCUGGACGAAGAUCUGGAUGAAAUGGAGACCGAUGAGGAGGAAGACAUUAUGGAUAUUUACAAGGCAGCGAGCUCAGAGAAGCGUAAGAUAAACCGAGAAUUGGACCGACCGGCUCGAAGCCCGUCCCCCACUAGAGGACGGAGGUCCCCCUCUCCUCACCACAGAGAUAGAGACAGGGGCAGAAAAAGAUCAAGGUCCAGGGAAAGAACAGAUAAAGACCGAAAAUCAGAUAAAAAGCAUAAAGAAGAUGAUAAAAAACACAAAGAUGAUGACAGAAAACACAAGAGCAGCAAAUCCAGUAAAGAUCAUCGAAGCGACCGGGAUAAAGAUCGUGAUCGUGGGCGUGAGGACGAUCGUCACAAAGAUCGACAUCGCCAUAGAGACCACGGGGGUCGUCCUGACAAGAAGAUGUCGAAAGACGAACAGGAAAUACAAGAAGCCAAUGAACUGCGAGCUAAACUUGGCAUGGCCCCUUUGAGGCCAUAGAAAAGGGCCAUAGUGUUAUUCAUGUUUUUUAAUCUGAAAAGACAAUGUAUCUUUAGUAGUCAAAUUAAGCACAAGCCCUGAAUUGGUUUAAUGCGUCUUGUGAGUUUGCUAAAAUAUGAACUUGAUAUAGCCUUAAAAUAUGAACUUUAUAUAGCCUUAAAAUAUGAACUUGAUAUGAACUUGAUAUAGCCUUAAAAUAUGAAUUUGAAAUAGCCGGUCUUGUUACAAUAUCUUCAGACAGGUAGUUAUGUUAGAAUUGAGGCUUGUUAAUUUCAAAAGCCUGAUUUAAAUGGCUGUAUUGUGAUUAAAACUUAAAAUGUAUCGAUGAAUAAAAUAACCCUCUAUAAUAUCUGACAAUGUUUAUAAAUAAUGGGUUUUUUCACACUGUUGUCAUAUGUUGAAACGUCUUGGAUGUUAUUUCAUUGAUGAUUGAAACAUCUUAUACCAUUUUUGUGUCGCCUGAAAAGACGACAUAUAGGGGUUACUUUUGUCGGCGGCUGCGGCGGCGUCCGCGUCCCAUUUGCGCUUGUCCGGGGUAUAUCUCCUAAACUAUUAGUGGUAACAACUUGAAAUUUCAUAUGUAGAUAGAUCUAAUUAAGGGCAAGUGCAGUGCACAAGAACUGUUACUCUUGCUUCCAUAUUUUUAGAGUUAUUGCCCUUUGUUAUUUUUCAUGCUUAAAGUUUUGUUCGGGGCAUAUCUUGUAGGAUAUAAGAGUUACCAACUUGAAACUUCAUAUGUAGAUAGAUCUCAUGGAGGGCAAGUGCAGUGCACAAUAACAGUAACUCUUGCUUUUUUAGUUUUAAAGUUAUUGCCCUUUGUUAAUUUUCAUGCUUAAAGUUUUGUCCGGGGCAUAUCUUGAAGAAUAUAAGAGGUAUCAACUUGAAACUUCAUAGCUAGAUAGAUCUCAUUGAGGGUAAGUGCAGUGCACAAGAACCGUUACUCUUGCUGCCAUAUUUUUAGAGUUAUUGCCCUUUGUUAAUUUUCUUGCUUAGGUUUUGUCCGUGGCAUAUCUCGUAAACUAUAGGAGGUAUCAACCUGAAACUUAUUCCGUAGGUAUAUCUGAUUGAGGGAAAGUGCAGUGCACAAAAACCGUAACUCUUGCAUCUAUAUGUUUAGAGUUAUUGCCCUUUGUUAAUUUUCAUGCUUAAAGUUUUGUCCAGGGCAUAUAUUGAAGAAUAUAAGAGGUAUCAACUUGAAACUUCAUAGCUAGAUAGAUCUCAUUGAGGGCAAGUGCAGUGCACAAGAACUGUAACUCUUGCUGCGAUAUUUUUAGAGUUAUUGCCCUUUGUUAGUUUUGUCCGGGGCAUAUCUUGAAGAAUAUAAGAGGUAUCAACUUGAAACUUCAUAGCUAGAUAGAUCUCAUUGAGGGCAAGUGCAGUGCACAAGAACCGUUACUCUUGCUGCCAUAUUUUUAGAGUUAUUGCCCUUUAAUUUUCUUGCUUAGGUUUUGUCUGUGGCAUAUCUCGUAAACUAUCAAAUGCCACCUACACUUGAAAGUUAAAUGGCAAUAUCAUUGUCUAUAAAUGAAUAAAAUGCCAAUCUAACAGCUAUAAUGUCGACAGUAAAUAAUUCGUCAGGCGACACAUCCGACUCGCGGAGUUCUAGUUAAUAUUCCGUUAGGCAGAUAUUUGAAAUUGGGAUUUGUUUUGAACAUAUGAUACAAUGUCCGCAUGAUGUGUAUAAUUUUUCAGACAGUAAAUACUAAAUG
Messenger RNA from Mya arenaria, 2755 nucleotides. Its product is annotated as pre-mRNA-splicing factor 38A-like. The record is from RefSeq and is a predicted model, not a curated record. The coding region runs from base 12 to 1046 and encodes 344 amino acids. NCBI's taxonomy places the organism in Eukaryota, Metazoa, Mollusca, Bivalvia, Myida, Myidae. The transcript has 9 exons. Gene Ontology annotation, cellular component: precatalytic spliceosome.